This is a messenger RNA of Alternaria alternata, 3363 nucleotides long. RefSeq names its product Utp21-domain-containing protein. Lineage: Eukaryota; Fungi; Ascomycota; Dothideomycetes; Pleosporales; Pleosporaceae. The transcript is spliced from 3 exons. Gene Ontology annotation, cellular component: Pwp2p-containing subcomplex of 90S preribosome; small-subunit processome. Bases 73 to 3234 code for a protein of 1053 amino acids. Gene Ontology annotation, molecular function: protein binding. Gene Ontology annotation, biological process: rRNA processing. The record is from RefSeq and is a predicted model, not a curated record.
GCGCCGUCCGAGGUUGCGAGAACACCAGUCCAUGCAUGCGCUCUAGUCCUUCUUCCCCAAAACACACAUAACAUGGCAGGUCCAAAGGUACAGGAAAGUACCGGCAGUGGUCCCGUGACUAAACGCCAGAAGACACAGAGCAAUGGCGAAACGAGCUCUGCGUCGCUGGUCCGCCAGUCUAAGAUAUUUGCGCCGUUCCGAACUGUUGGUCUAGUGUCGCCUACAGGCGUUCCCUUUACUACACUUCCCCUCGGCAAGACUACCUUCCAAAUCACAACCUCCGUCGGCCGCUCUCUCCAAACCUACGAUCUCAAGCGCGGACUCAACCUUGUCUUUAUAACUCGACCGCAGACACCCGAGGAUAUCACUGCGACUGUGGCAUGGAAGAAGGUCGUAUUUGCAGCCUGGUCAAGUCCCAAGUCGAAAACCCAGGCUGGCGUGUGGGUGUUUCAGCGCGGAAAAAAGACUGCAGAGUUGGAGCUACCACGCGGCGGCAUACAGCGCAUCACAAGGCUAGUAGUCCUGGGAGAAUGGAUUGUAGGAUGUGGCAAGACCGAAAUCGAGAUCUGGAGGACAGCUACCUUGGAGCACUACACGACCCUACAGGGCGCCUCUUCCAGUGCGCUCUCUGGCUGCAUCUGCAACAUGCCUACCUACUUGAACAAGAUAUUCGUGGGCCGAGCCGAUGGGUCUGUUGAGAUUUGGAACAUCAGCACCGGAAAGCUGCUUUACACACUCCUCCCACCAGCAGCAGACUUUGGCGCUGUAACUGCACUACAGCCGACGCCCGCUUUGUCGCUCCUCGCUAUCGCAUACCAAUCAGGUCCAAUCACGAUACACGAUAUCCGUGCAGACAAAGAGAUCAUGCGCCUGAACACGGGUGGCUCGCGGAAACCCUCAGUGACUUCCAUCUCCUUCAGGACCGACGGACUGGGUGCCGGCGACGAUGGUCGCGAAGACGGUGUCAUGGCAACAGCUAGUCAUGAAAGCGGCGACAUCACCUUCUGGGACCUCAACAAAGGUGGUCGUAAAACUGGUACCCUCCGAGGGGCUCAUGGGCCGCCUCCAUCUGCGAGCGGAGGUGUCGGUGGUGGUAUCAGUAAGAUUGAAUUCCUCGCGGGGCAGGCGGUCAUUGUAUCGAGUGGCUUGGACAACUCGUUGAAGAGCUGGAUUUUUGACGAAACACCCUUCUCACCCCUACCGCGCAUUCUGCAUUCUCGCGGCGGUCAUGCUGCACCAGUCUCAACUCUCCGCUUCCUUCCUUCCAACUCGGACGGCUCUGAUGAUGUCGGCAAAUGGCUUCUCAGCGCUAGCAAAGACCGAAGUCUCUGGGGCUGGAGCUUGCGACGAGAUGGACAAAGCACAGAGCUUAGCCAGGGUGCUAUCCAGAGGAAAGCAAAGAAGAUGGGGCUGCUCAAUGGAAAUUCCGAGGCGUCCAAACAUCAUGUCAAGUUGGAAGAUUUGAAAGCUCCAGCAAUCACCUGCAUGGCUUGUUCUCUCAAUCGCGACGGUGGCAUGGGUGCGAUGCCUGGCGUAGCGGGUAUAUGGAAUAACUCAUCCAAGGUCAAGGGGCAGGAUAAGAAAGCUAUAGAAGUUAACAUGACUGGAUGGGAGAGCAUCGUCACAGGGCACGCUGGUGACAAGACUGCAAGAACCUGGUUCUGGGGCCGUAAACGGGCCGGCCGAUGGGCUUUCGACACAGGCGAUGGUACAGAAGUCAAGAGUGUUGCAAUCUCGUCUUGCGGCACGUUUGCCGUGAUCGGAUCUGCAGGUGGCUCCAUUGAUAUGUACAACCUUCAAUCUGGCCAAUUCCGACGCAGGUUCCCAGCUCGACUCACUCCAGUGGAAGCAAAACAGCACAAACUUCGACAAUUACAGGCCGAAGAGGCUCUAGAGUUUGCGGAUGAUGCACCUCGGAAGUUUGCAAAGGGAGAAGGCAAGCACAAAGGAGCCAUCACUGGUCUCGCUGUAGACGCUCUCAAUCGCACGCUUUUAAGUUGUUCCGACGAUGGCAAAGUCAAGUUCUGGGAUUUUGCUACGGGCAUCCUACUUCACGAGAUUGAUUGGUACCCUAUGACGAAGAUCAAUGGUCUGCGCUACCACCGGAACAGUGAUCUGAUAGCACUAAGCUGUGACGAUGGCUCGAUCCGCGUAUUGGACAUCACAACCAAGAAACUCAUUCGAGAAUUAUGGGCAUCCCAAUCCCAUGUUGCACUGCAAACCCUCGAUUACACCUUUUCGAGUGACGGCCGAUGGAUCAUUUCUGCUGCCUCAGACUCCACCGUCAGAGUUUGGGACUUACCAACCGGCCAUCUCAUUGAUGCUAUGAAGCUGCCCAAAAAGUGCAACACCGUGGCAUUCUCACCUUCGGGUGAGUUCCUUGCCACCGGCCUAGACGGCGAAGUAGGUGUGCAUAUCUGGACAAACCGAACACUCUUCACGCAUGUAUCAACCCGUCAAAUAACAGAGGACGACAUUGCCGAGGUCAGCGCGCCAACAGCAUCUGGCGAAGGCGGUGUCGCUAUCAUUGAAGCUGCCACCGAAGAGCAGGCAGAGGAUGAGGAUCAGGAUGAAGUUACCGUUCCGGUCAUGGACCAACUCAGCGACAAGAUCACAACACUGAGCUUGGUUCCAAAGUCCCGCUGGCAAACCCUCUUACACCUUGACGUUAUCCGUGCCCGCAACAAGCCCAAAGAGGCUCCGAAAGCGCCAGAAAAGGCCCCCUUCUUCCUCCCGUCACUUGGUCAAAACCAGGUUUCGGGAGCAGAAGACAAUGCUCUCGCGCCACUCGAUCAAGAUCCGAAGUCUCGCAUCUCCAGCUCUGCGCUUGCUUCGCGCUCUAGCGCCGCCACAUCUACUGAUGUCUUCAGCCGUCACCUUGUACAUGCGACCGAAACCGCUGACUACACUCCUCUCCUAACUCACCUCUCUUCACUCCCGCCUUCGGCAGCGGAUAUUGCAAUUCGCACUCUUGAUACAACGGAGCCAUACACAGAGCUGCGAACGUUUAUCGAAGCGUUGACCGCGAGACUCCAAGAAGGCCGAGACUACGAGCUUGUACAAGCUUGGAUGAGCGUAUUUCUGCGACUCCAUGGAGAUAUUGUUGUCAAAGACUCUGACCUAGUAGGCGAGCUAAGGAAGUGGCAGGAGGAGGCGAAGAGAGGACGCGAAAGGGUGGGCGGAUUAGUGGGAUACAGUGUCGGUGUAGUAGGAUGGGUUCGAAGUGCGCGAUGAGUCUUUCACAUGUGCACUUAGUUUAGCAUGAUGUAUAUACUCUUGUUCACAGCUGACGCUGGGACUCUAACAAAAGCGGCAUGCAGAUUGAAUUUUCAGGUUGUCUUUUCACUGCCAUUGCAUAUCCUC